Messenger RNA from Apis cerana (Asiatic honeybee), 4599 nucleotides. It is a transcript of the gene Gle1, whose product is annotated as Gle1 RNA export mediator. Gene Ontology annotation, cellular component: cytoplasm; nuclear pore cytoplasmic filaments; nuclear pore. NCBI's taxonomy places the organism in Eukaryota, Metazoa, Arthropoda, Insecta, Hymenoptera, Apidae. The record is from RefSeq and is a predicted model, not a curated record. Gene Ontology annotation, molecular function: inositol hexakisphosphate binding; phospholipid binding; translation initiation factor binding. Gene Ontology annotation, biological process: poly(A)+ mRNA export from nucleus.
UAUCAUUGUUAUAUAAAUGGUACAUAAAAAACAAAAGUAAAAUGUUUUUAGCUUAAAAAAUAUGACAUUAUAGUUUUUGAAUUUAAUUAAAUACUGCAAAAUUUUUAAUUGUAUAUUUUAAAUGUUAUAUCUUAGUAAUUUGCGUAGAAUAAAAUAUUCGAUAUUUAAGUGUAGCGAACCUGUAGAAUGUCACAUAUAUUGAUUUUCGUACAUAUAAGCUGAGUCGCCAAAGACUAGAAACUAAAAUACCUUAGUUGUUUGUAGUCAAAAUGUACAAAAAAUAAGUAUAAAGAAAAAAAUAUUUGCUUCAAAAAGAAAUAUUAUAACACAGAUUUUAUUUUUAAAAUCAUAUAUUUCGAGAUUUUAACUUCAAAUUUUUUUGAAUGAAAUGGUAUAUUUUAAUUAAUAUAAUUAUAUUACAAAUUUAAAAAAAUAAAAAAAAUUCAAGGAUAAAUUUUAUCAAUGAAAUCAAUAGCAGUGCUAAAUAGCAGUUGCAACGAUAAUCAUUUUAUUUAUAAAUUUUACAAAUAUCAUUGUUUCUAUUGAUUUUCAUCAUUCAUUCAUUGAUAGCGACAUCAAUUUUAUUUUUAACUUAUAAAUUAAUAUGAUUCUAAUGAAAUGAACUGCACUACUUGAAAUUUAAGAAUUUUUGUUGCAAAUGAAAGAUAUAAAUGAAUUUAUAUUUGAAAAAUUUAAUAAUUAAAUUUAAUAUAAGUAAAUUACAUUAAAAAUAUACCAUAUUAUUUAAAAAAAUUUGAAUAAUUUUAAAAUUUUAAAAAAUAUGAUGUCAAAAAUAAAAUAUUUGUUGCAAUAUUUGUCCUUUGUAACUUUUUUCUUUUUAUUUUUUAAAUUCUUGCAAGCAAAGAAAAUAUUUUAGAUUCUAGUUUUAGGUAAUUCAUUUUAGAAUAAUAUAUUUAUAAUUUAUAGAUAAUUGCAUUAAAUUGCUUGAUAAAUUAUAUAAAUUAUAAUAAAAUUAAAAUCAAAUUGUGCCAAAUCAAUUUUUAUAUGUGAAGUAAAUUAUUACAUUAUACAUCCAAAAAGGAUUUAAAAGUUUAAUUUUAGAUAUGUAUUGUAAAUAAAAUAUACUUUUGAGCAAUUAAAAAAUAAUAAGUUAAGAUCUUUAAUAAUAUUAUUAUGGUAAAAUUUCUAUGAAUAAUAAUUUGCAUAUUCUUUACAUUAUUUUUUCUAUAAUUUCUAUUUUAUAUCUUACAUAUAAAUUAUUUUAUUCAUGUCAUUUCAAUCAAUCUUUUUUUAAAUAAAAAUACAAUUAUAUUUUUACGAAAUAUUUUAUAUUUUUACGAAAAUGUAAACUAAUUACAAUUAAUUGUGAAAUAAUAAGAUUAAUAAUUUUAUUUUUGAAUCUAAUAGUUCUUAUAAAUUUUAAAAUGCUAAAUUAAUAUAAAAUAUACAUAAAAUAGAAUAAAUAGAAUUAUUUUACUUUAAAAUAUAAUUUUUCGUUAUAAAAUAAUAAUAAAAAGAUAAAUUAAAAAUAUAAUAAUAACAUUAUAUAAUAUAUAACAAAUAUAAUAUUAUUGGAUACAUUUUUUUUAUUUAAUUUUAUAUAUCCAUUUUAUUUACAUAAAAUAUAUGUACAUAAUUCUUCAUUUUUAAGGAUUUUUAUGUGACGCCAUGUUGAAUUUUUAUCCAAUCCUUUUGAAGAAUAGAAAUGUAAUGGCAUUACAUUAAAGCGAAACGCAUUAGAAAGGGUUGCAUAAAACUUCAUCAAAAAUCAAUUAAUUUUUUUAUUAACCGAUCAGUCAUCACUUUACGUACAUAUGUAUGUGUAUAUUUUACUUGUUAUCUUAUAUGUAUAUAUUCAAUUUCUUACAAAGUCACAAUUCAAUUUUAUGGAAAUUUACGCUUGUAACCAGGAUUGCCAGAAAAUUCCCGAUGCCAACCUAUAUAUGACAUCAUAGAAAUACUUACGUAAUAGGGUAGAGUGAGAGUAAUUGAGACUGGAUUGCUUUACACGAAAAUGCGAUACCAUCUACUUGCCAUUUCGUAGUACUACAUAGUACGUCAGUAUCUUCGUGACGUCAAUAGGUCAAUACGUCAGUACGCAUAGGUCAACAAUUGGCAUAGAGAAUUUUUCAGUAACUCUGCUCGCGAUUUGCGAGUCGUCGAAUCGUCGUUCUUGAUAAAUAAUAUUUGAUAUGUUUGAAGAACAGAUGGUAUAUAUAUAUGUAUAUAUAUAUUGCUGCAUUUUUAUAUAUAAUUUAAGUGACAAGUAAAAUGUUAUAUUAAUACUUGUAAAUUUUUGUAAAUAUCGAAUGUCUUGAAAUUUAAUGCGUCAUAUUCUACUUUCAACGUAAAUACAAAAUGCCUCAUUUCGUAAGCACCAAAGAUGAAAUUGUACAAAACAUGGACGAUAUCAAUUCUAAUUUUGCUUCUCUUAAAGUAUCUGUUUUGAAGAAAGCUUCUCGCAUAUCAGGCGAAGUGGAUAGAAUUACAAUUGGUCCUAAUUCAAUAACAAAUGAAAAUGAAAAUAAAAAAUCGGAAAAUAUAGAAAAUGAACAAAAUUCUUGUAAUAUAACAAUUCCAAAAAAAUCUAUUCAUUCACAAAAUAAUGGCAUUACAUUUUCGGUAAAAAAAAUUCUUUUAGAAAGUGAAUAUCAGAGAAAAGAAGAAGUUCAGAAAGAAAUUGAGCGUCAUUGGCAACAUAUGAAAGAAAAUGGGAAAGUUAUACAAGAACAUAUAGCAGUAUCACGUUCACAUAUGGCUAAAGAACGUGAACGCAGAAAUAAGGAAAAUUAUGCAUACAUAUUAGCAGAAGAGAGAAUGGCAGAACAAGAAGAAAUACGAAGAAGACAUGAACGACAAAAAGAAGUUGAAGAAUAUAGAAAAGAAAUAAAAGAAAAAGAAGAAUUGACCAAAAAAAUAAUGAUUUUAAGAAAUAUGUAUGUUAAAAAAUAUCAUGACAUUAUAGAGCUUUCUGAAAAUUUUAAAGAUAAAAAUUCUUUUAUGCUAUCAUCUUCUUAUGCCGUAAAAUUAGAAGAAUUACAUCUUCAAAUGAAAGUUGUAGAUGAAAAAAUUAAGAUAGGUGAUAUAACAUCUGUUGAUUUGAAUAUUAUAGUAAAUCUAAUUCAUCAAAUUGAUGAAAUGCAUGGCAUGUUUAAAUCAGAAAUAGAUAGAAUAAAUAUUCAAUGCGAAAGAAACUUAGUUGGAACAGAAAAUACAGUACAUUCUCAUAUUCAAUUACCAGUUUCAGAAAAUCAAGAACUUAAGAAUAAUCAAACAAUUUCUGAAACAACUAUUUCAGAACAAAUAAGUACUAAUAAUUCAGAAAAUAAUAAUUUUCAAGAAUGUGGAGAUGAAGAAAAGCAAAGAAGUUUACAAACAGAUAAUAUAUCUUCAGAUAUUUCACAAAUAACAUCAUCAACUGCUAAUAUAGAAGAAAAUAUAUCAAAAACUGAAUUAGAUAAAGAUCACUUAUAUGAAUAUGUUGAUAAAGAUUUGUUAGAAACAUACAUGAAUAGUCAAAAAUUUUUUGAAAAUCAUGUAAAAAUGCUCGAUGAAUUUUUACUAUCUGCAGCUACGAAAAAAUUUAGAUUUGAAUGCCAAAAAGCAAUAAAUAUACCCGUAAAUGCAAUAUCGGGUAUUAAUCAACAACAUCUGAAAGAUAAAUAUGAAAGAUUAUAUAAUUUGCUUAUGGGAAAAUCUUGGCCGGAUGUUAAUCAAUAUCCGCAGGGUGCAGCCUUUUGUAAAAAUAUUUUAGCUAAAAAGAUAGUUAAUCAAGGUGAAACACUUGUUUCGAGUAAACCAAAGAUGGCAUUUCCUAUUGCUGCUAUAAUUGUAGCCCUUUGGAAUGAUCAUUCUGAUUUUGGUGAUCUACUUUUAUCUCAUUUUCAUAAUGUUUGUCCAUUUACGGUUCCUAUUUUUAUGCCAAAAAUGGUAGGACAAUCGAAUGAAGAUUAUUACAAAUUAAUGGGUUACAAAUAUGACGAAGAUGGUACAAUUGAGAAGCAUGAUAAAUUUUUAAAGAGAAUGUCUGGUUUGAUGAGAUUAUACGCUUCUAUUACUAUCACAAUUCAAAGAAAAGGAAUUACUAAAACUAAUCCACAUGGACUUCAAAAUGCAUGGCGAUGGUUGGCUGCUAUUUUAAAUAUUGAACCACGAAAAGAAGUAUCAGAUAUAUGUGCAACUCUUUUAUUGGAUAUGCUUGAAGUUGCUGGAAAUACAUUAUGGACUGCUUAUCCAAAACAAUUCCAUAAACUCUUAAUAUUAUUAUCGGAAGAAUAUUACCCACGUAUGAAAAAUGUUGGAUGUAUCGGCAGUGGUCCAUUGGUACGAUUAGAUGAAUUUUUGCGAAAUAGUUUAAGUAAAGGUUCAAUACCUGCUCCUGAUGGUCAACUUCCUCCAGAUUUUUGGUGAUCUCAGUAUUAUAAAUUAAUUAUUUAAUUUGAAUUAUAUACCUUGUAAAUUUUUAGCUGUUAUUGAUAUUCGUAAAUCAUUGUCUAUAUAAUAUAAUACGUGAGAAUUUUCUCAUGAAAAAAGAAUUUUAAACUAAUUUGUACAUAUAAAAAAUCAUUAUUUGAAUAUCAUAUCUAUUUAUUAAACUUUCAAUGCAUGAAAAAUAAAAAAUGUAAAAAAAUGUAAAAA